CCUCUCCCCGGUUUUACGCAAACUCAGCAGGUGCUGCAGGUGUUUUGCAGUAAUAUUUCUUUUUCUGUAUUUAUUAUACAUCGGGGCCUCGCGUAAGGGGAGACCGAUCUGAAAAAAAUCUCUACCGGGAUUUUCCUUCGACCCUCCUUGUUCCAGACCACCACCCUCAUUGAAUCACUACUUAUGGCCAGCCAUAUUAUCGGAAACCGCAACAGCACUCCCGAAGCGUCCAAGUCCAGUCUUCGUCCUCCAUCGUCAUCCCGGAAUCUAGGAACGCACCAGCUUCGAGCAUCGGCCGAUAUGUCGGGCUUCCCGUCUCCUCUGUCAUCUCGCAGCAUUCGUCCUUCUUCGGAAGUGUACUUCAAUCAGCAGUCUCAGGCAAACAACGCGGAGGAUCCGUUGGACCGUGCGGCUCAGCAGUGGCUGGCAGACAUCGAUCAGUACGAAACCACCCUGGAAGAGAUGGCCGCCGCCACGCUCGACCAGGAUUUCAAGGAUGAGCUCAGUGCGAUCGAGCAGUGGUUCCGGGUACUCAGCGAGGCGGAGAGGACUGCUGCCCUCUACGCUCUGCUGCAGCAGACCACUCAGGUGCAGAUCCGUUUCUUCAUCCAGGUUUUGCAGCAGAUGGCCAAGAGUCAUCCCAUGUCCGGACUGUUGUCCCCCGCAAACUUCGGAGAGAAGGAUGCCAUGUCUAACCGCCUGAACGAUGCCAUGUCCAAGUUGAACGUCGACAGUUCCCGGAGUUCUCUCGGUCGCCCCCCACCGUCUCCGGGUGCCAAGCGCAACUCCGGACUCGACUCAUCCACGAUCAAUGCCAUGUUCCCUGAUGCUGCUGCUGCCAUCGCUAAGAAGAAGGCCGAGUUCACCCAGCAGACCGGCAAUGCUCCGCCAUCGAACCGGAACAGUGCCGUGUUUGACCGGACGUCCUUCGUGGCCCCCACGAUUUCCGCUCCGGACAGCAACACCGACAGCCUGGGACAGCCUCCGGUCUCUCCCUGGGCCCAACGUGGAUCCGAACCUCAACCCCCUAUCGCCCGACCCAAGUCAUCCUCUGGUCACCAGCCCAUGGGCCAAUUCAGCCAGACUCCUUCGAGCCUGCGCUCUCCGCUCCCUACGCAAACUGCCACGAUUCCGGCCCCUGAGAUAGAUGCUCCUUUGCUCUCGCCGUACAAUGUUGGAAAUGCCAGCUGGGCCUCCAUGACCAACACCCCAAUGACGGCAACUUUCGGUCAGCAGCCGCAGCAGCCGCAGCAGAACUCGCAGGCCGAUAUGGUGGCCAAUGCGACUGCGAUGAAGCUGGCCGCACUGUCCACCGUGAACAACCGGAUUGCUCUUGAUGAUGCUCGUAAGUACCGUCGGGCUCGUUCCAACGACGGUCAGGGAAAGAAUUCCGCGAAUGCCAGCCAUGCCAUGGCCCAGGGCGGUCUGGCGAGCCCGGGCCUCCCGGGCCACAACCACCACCUCGUCGCCGGGCAGCUGUUGAACACUCAGCAGCUGGCGGCCUUGCAGGCACAGCAACAUGCUGCGAUGGCGGGUCGUCGCUCCCGCCCGACUUCGCCUGGAAUUGCCAUGCAGGGUGGUGGACUCGGUCCAAUGGGAUUCACCUCGCCACAGAACAACGGCUUCUUGGCGGCGUAUGAUCCUAACAACCCGCUCAUGGGCAACGGACUGAGUGCGCUUGGCAUUGGACAAUUCGGACUGGGUGGACCCGAGGGCUAUCUCUCGGACCACUCGGAGGUCGCCCGCGGCCGGUCCCCGCGUGGGCGUCGCGGUAGCUCGAAGCCCCCGGAGGACCCUACGGACCCCACCCUGUUGAAGGACAUUCCCAGCUGGCUGAGAUCGUUGCGGCUGCACAAGUACACGGAGAACCUGAAGGAUCUGAAGUGGACGGAAUUGGUUGAACUGAACGACAAGGCGCUGGAAGAACGCGGCGUCAAUGCUCUGGGCGCCCGAAACAAGAUGCUGAAGGUGUUCGAGCAAGUUAGGGAAGCCAAGGCCGAUGGCAAGCUUGACAACAUCGCGUGAUGACUUCGCCGUUCCAUCAUUCCUCUUGACUUACGUUUCUGCUUACAUUCUCUCUAUUGCAUUAAUUGACUAGAUUGGCUUUGGGCAUAAGUGGCAGGAUCCGAAAUGAACCUAUGAGCGAUCUCAUGGAAUGAUCUUGGGAGGAAGUUGUCU
Messenger RNA from Aspergillus sclerotioniger CBS 115572, 2178 nucleotides. RefSeq lists its product as uncharacterized. Gene Ontology annotation, cellular component: P-body. Bases 184 to 2025 code for a protein of 613 amino acids. The transcript is spliced from 3 exons. NCBI's taxonomy places the organism in Eukaryota, Fungi, Ascomycota, Eurotiomycetes, Eurotiales, Aspergillaceae. The record is from RefSeq and is a predicted model, not a curated record. Gene Ontology annotation, molecular function: translation repressor activity; mRNA binding; protein binding. Gene Ontology annotation, biological process: regulation of mRNA stability; nuclear-transcribed mRNA poly(A) tail shortening.